Molecule: messenger RNA, 6024 nt
Organism: Phyllostomus discolor (pale spear-nosed bat)
Lineage: Eukaryota; Metazoa; Chordata; Mammalia; Chiroptera; Phyllostomidae
Gene: SRSF11
Product: serine and arginine rich splicing factor 11
Exons: 13
Coding region: 3583-4857 (424 amino acids)
Biological process (GO): RNA splicing
Cellular component (GO): nucleoplasm
Molecular function (GO): RNA binding
Source: RefSeq, a predicted model, not a curated record
UCGUCACUCUCCGUGACUGGGGCUGGAGGACAGAGAAGCCUUUCCCGUUGCCGGUGCCGGCCUUGUGUCUUGGAAGUACUUAGCUCAAGAGCGAGAUCGCGAGCAGCGCCAUGAGCAAUACUACCGUCGUCCCCAGCACUGCGGGCCCAGGCCCCAGCGGCGGGCCGGGUGGCGGAGGCGGCGGCGUCGGAGGUGGCGGCACCGAGGUAAUCCAGGUGACUAAUGUCUCCCCGAGCGCUAGCUCUGAGCAGAUGCGGACCCUCUUCGGUUUCCUAGGCAAGAUCGACGAACUUCGCCUCUUCCCGCCGGAUGAUUCACCUUUGCCAGUCUCAUCCCGUGUGUGCUUUGUUAAAUUCCAUGACCCGGACUCAGCAGUUGUGGCACAGCAUCUGACAAACACUGUAUUCGUUGACAGAGCAUUGAUAGUCGUACCAUAUGCAGAAGGUUUGUGCUUUGUUUAACUAUCUGUGUGGGCAUCCUAUGAUGACCAUCUACCUCAGUAUAGUUUUAGAGUGAGCGUUAGUAGCAUGUUAAAAAUAUAAGCAAUUAACAUUUUGAAACCCUUGUUAUACUGUGGUCCAUUUUUUAACUUGCAAGAUUUUUUAAUUCUAAAAAUUAGAAAUCAGAUCUGUUUUUAUAAGAUAUUUAACCUUUCCAUUCCUUUAAAACAUUUUUAAGUUCUUUAAAACCAUAACCCUAAUUGUAAUUCCUUAAGAUACAUCUACUUAGUAAAUGUUGAGUUUUAUUAAGAAGUUCUGAAGGUGAAUGGACACAGGAACCUUCAAAUCAAUGCAAAAUGUUAUUUCUGUUUUGAAUAAAUGACUAGGUUUUAUUUCCUUAGUUCUUUUUCUCAUUGAUAACUUUAAAAAAUAUAUGUAUAUCCCACAUUGAAUUCCAGUAUACCAAGGGUUACAAUGAUUUUGGUUUGUAUGAAAGUUCAAGAUUUUCUAUAGUUUAGGUGCCAGAUGGGCACUGGGUGUUUUGUUUUUAUUGCCAGAUUUUCUUGUUCAUUCUUGCUAUAUUUUCUAGAAUAUCUCUAAAUAAUAAAUUCUUCUCUCUGUUAUUUGUGUGUGUGAUUUUUGUAGUGGAGAAGGCAAAUGCAAAACUCUUCCAGAUGACUGAAAAACAGUGGGUCCUCUGCAGCUACAGGGGAUUCUAGACAUUAACUAAAGGCCAGCAAGCACUCAAGUCCCCCAAGUGUUUUCCUGGUGUAACCAUUUGUUAACUACAUUUUCUCUCUUUUUACAUUUUAGGCUGUUAAAGUAAUUUGACAGAAAUAAUGAGCAGGGUUUUGGGAUCUAAAAAAGCCACUGUGACAAGACAGCACUAUUUAAUUAAUUUUGUGAAAUUUUCUAAGCCAUAUUUUAUAAUUUCUUUGUUCCCAAUGUACUGCUACUUUAUUUUCUUUUUGGUAACUAAGUUUUGACAAAGAAAUAAGUGAAAUAGAAAAUUACUGGAUUUUAAUUAAGUUAAUAGUUACUGGACUUUAAUUUACAGCAUUAAGUUAAUGCUGAUGAGGUUUUAAAUGCUUUCCCUUUCCUUAAUGUAUUGGUCAGUGGAAGCAGAAUCUUGCUAUUGUGAAUUUUAGAUGCUAUCUCAGAUCUUUGAGUACCAGUGUGAACAUUUACAAGAUGCCUUGUACAAGUUGUGAAAUGUCUAAUCCUUAAAACUUAGAAAAAUUGCCUUUGUGGUUGUCUAAAGAUAUUAAGUUGCAUUAUAGGUGGGUUGAAGGCAUGCUGUAUAAUAGUACAUCUGUCUCUGAUAUUAAAGUGUGUGAACUCAAUUUUAAGGUUUAAAAAAAAUUUAUAUGCUGAUAAACAUUGGAUUUAGUGUGUUUUGAUUAAGCAAUUCCUUUUAUAUCAGUGUGCCUGUUGUAGGAUAAGACUUAAUCACCAAGAGAAAAUUUACAGAAUUCCAAUUUAGGAUAAGUAAAAUACAGAUAGUUUUUGGAACAAGGGUCAAAUCAUGUGAGUAAUAUGCUAAACAUUAGCCUUUAAAUGUAAAGAAUUCUUAUUGGCAAAGUAUUAUAUCAUAAUACCCAAGCCCUGAACAUAAUACAGUAUAUCAUAUAAUUGGCAUUCAUAAAUAUUUUUAGACCAUGGUAAUUUUUCUGGAUCUGUUUAAAAGUGAAAUAUUUAGAAGUGUAUGUAGAAUUACCAAAAUAUUUAGUUCUGGAAUUCAUUUUUGGUGUAUUUAAUUAAUGGUAUGGUAUGCUGUAUUAAUGUUAUCUCCACUAAAUAACUGAUGUACUUAAUCCCUUUGUCACCAUUCACCCUAGUUUUAGCUCUUACACUUUGGUGUUGGUUCUCCGUCAUGUUUUAGAACAAUAGACACAGAGUCUACGGUAAGGAAUAAAUAGUCUUAAUUGGUAAAACUGAGAUAGCUGGAUUUGGAAGGAACUCUUUAAUAGUAAUGGAUUUGGGGGUUAUUUAGGUUCCUUGGUUAAUGUUUGUUUCUUUUGUCUGUUUCUUUUUCUUUCAUUUCUACACAUUCAUGCAGUAUUUCAUGGUUCUAUCAAAGCAGCAGUAAAAAAAAUACUCUUGACGCAUGAAAAUUAACUGUUCUUUUCCCUGGUUCAGCCUGAACUAUAUACCAGGCCCUGCUGAAAAUACCACCCAACAGUUUUCUUCUGCAGCUUAUCCAGUUUCUCUUAAGUGCCCUGUACAUAUUGUAUGUUUUAUGAUGAGAUGCAGUUUCUUAAUAUGUAUUACAGAAAUACUACUGGUAUUUGCAAAUAUGUAGUUUAAUUGUAUUAUUGAACUCUCAUUUUGGGGGCUUGGGCACAUUAACAGAUUAAUCCAUCUGUAUAGGGCUUUUGCUGUUGGAUAGAAUUUAAAUUGUCUACAUAAAUAUUUGUCUUAGGACCCUUAGAUUUUUAUCUGAAUACACAGAUUAGGCUUUAAAAACAGACAUACAUGUUGUUUUUGGCUUUAGGAGUUUGGCUAAGUUAGCUUUUGAACUCACACCGUAUAGCAGCAUUUUUUGGUAUGGUUAGCAUGGCACAUGUUGGAACAUAAAGCAUUUUACUAUACAGGUAAGGAAUGUGCCAUGUUGUUUUACCUAUUCUCUCUCUAUCUAUCUCUCUCACUACCACACACACAUCCAGUGUGUAUUCAGAGACCUUCAGAAACAUUCAUUUUCAUGAGUCAGCAAAAGCCCUACACUUGAUUCCAACAGAAUAUUUCCUUUACAUACUUUCUUCUCUUAAUUUUUACAAAAUUUGUAUGGUAGGUGUAAAAGAAAAUCGUAGUAACUGUACCAUAUUAUUAACCCCUAAAUCAAACUUUUUUUGUCUUGUGUAUCUUGAUUUUUCUGUGUGCUUUAUAGUGAAGCAGCCGACACGAGUCGUUGUUCAUAAAACAGCUUUUGAAAGUUGAGAGCACACCCCUGGAGAACCGACUGUGCUUGCUUACGUUUGGUUCAUGACUUAAAAAUCGAGUACAGGUGAUGAAAUCUUGGCAGUGUUAACAAAAAAGUAGUGUGUAUUGUGCUAUUUUUUUUUUACUCUAGAAACUUAACCAUUUGUAGAGAAAAAAGGAAACAAAUUUUCACACAUUGAAGUUUCUUUCUGACAUAAAAUUAAUGAUAAAUAAUCAUAGAAAUCAAACUUUAUGUUUUAGCGAACAUAAGUACUUUCAACAAACUCAGGUGGUGUAUCAGGGAGACAUUUUCUGGGUGUUUUUGUGUGUUUUCUGUCUUGCAAAAGGGUGUAUUCUAAUGCAAGGAUGUUUCUCUGCAGGAGUUAUUCCUGAUGAGACUAAGGCUUUGUCUCUGUUGGCACCAGCUAAUGCAGUGGCAGGUCUUCUGCCUGGUGGUGGACUCCUGCCUACUCCUAACCCACUUACCCAGAUUGGCGCUGUUCCAUUGGCUGCCUUGGGAGCUCCUACUCUUGAUCCUGCCCUUGCUGCACUUGGGCUUCCUGGAGCAAACUUGAAUUCACAGUCUCUUGCAGCAGAUCAGUUGCUGAAGCUUAUGAGUACUGUGGAUCCCAAGUUGAAUCAUGUAGCUGCUGGUCUUGUUUCACCAAGUCUGAAAUCAGAUACCUCCAGUAAAGAAAUAGAGGAAGCUAUGAAGAGAGUACGAGAAGCACAGUCCCUAAUUUCUGCUGCCAUAGAACCAGAUAAAAAAGAAGAAAAACGAAGACACUCAAGAUCGAGAUCACGCUCUAGGAGAAGGAGGACUCCUUCAUCUUCUAGGCACAGGCGAUCAAGAAGCAGAUCAAGAAGGAGAUCACAUUCUAAGUCAAGAAGUAGGCGACGAUCCAAAAGUCCAAGACGGAGAAGAUCUCAUUCCAGAGAGAGAGGUAGAAGGUCAAGGAGCACAUCAAAAACCAGAGACAAAAAGAAAGAAGACAAAGAAAAGAAACGUUCCAAAACACCACCAAAAAGUUACAGCACAGCCAGACGGUCCAGAAGUGCGAGCAGAGAGAGACGACGACGAAGAAGCCGCAGUGGCACAAGGUCUCCUAAAAAGCCUAGGUCGCCAAAAAGAAAAUUGUCUCGCUCACCCUCCCCUAGGAGGCAUAAGAAAGAGAAGAAGAAAGAUAAAGACAAAGAAAGAAGCAGAGAUGAAAGAGAACGAUCAACAAGCAAGAAGAAAAAAAGUAAAGAAAAGGAAAAGGAUCGGGAAAGAAAAUCAGAGAGUGAUAAGGAUGUAAAACAGGUUACACGGGAUUACGAUGAAGAGGAACAAGGGUAUGACAGCGAGAAAGAGAAGAAAGAGGAGAAGAAACCAACAGAACCAGGUUCCCCUAAAACAAAAGAAUGUUCUGUGGAAAAGGGAACUGGUGAUGCACUAAGAGAAUCCAAAGUGAAUGGGGAUGAUCAUCAUGAGGAAGACAUGGAUAUGAGUGACUGAAUGUAGCCUCCUUGGGAAUCCAGCUGUACACAUGCAUCAGUGUCAUUCCUUUGUGAUUUCUUAAUGCUGUAUUUGUUCAUCUCAGAUCUUAGAUGUAUACAGCUCUGAGCUAUAAAUGGUUAUAAAGCUCCUGAUGUUGAUGUUAUUUACAUCCAAAAGCUUUUAGAAAAUGAUACAUGGGUAACCAAUCCUUGACAUGGUGAAAUCUGAUUGAGUAACCAAGCAGUUCUAUUCUGGUGCCGCUUCGUAACAGAGGUGAAAAGCUGCAUGCAUCUACAGCAGGCAUGGAUUGUUUUAGUUGUAUGAUCUCCUUUAAGUAAGUUCACUUAUAGUAUUUCUAGAAUUUGAUUCAUUACCGUAAUAGAGCCAUGUAGGGAAUGCACUGAUUGCAUGUUAAUUGUGGCAGGAAUAUCCUAAAUGUCAUUAAACUCCUCCAACAUGAUGGAUCUACUUAUGGUCUUGUUCGUUGACAUGACAAAUUAACAUCUUUAUAGUUACAUCUGGAAAUAAGCAUUUGAAUAGAUAAUCCUUUAAGCCUUGUGGCUGAAUUUUUGUGGCUUUUGUUUAACUUUGAAAGGUUAUAUAUGCACUAACCUUUUUUGAUGGCUGCUUAGGCUUUAAUUACAGAAACAAGAUUUCAAAAGAAACUGUCUUUGGCAGUAAGUAAAUAGCAUAUUUUGAAGUAGAGUUGUAUACUUUUUCAUAAGGUGUUUCGGAAUUUUUUUUCCUGAAAUAAUUUAUUCUACACCUACAUCAGUGAAAGCUAUCCAGAGUCCAUCUGUAAAGGAAAAUUAUCUCAUGUCCUGAUUUUCAAUUUUCCACUUUUAUUCAUUUGUUUUAAUAUGUGUUGGAAAAAGGGGGUAGUGCAUUUUAAAUUGACCUUCAUGUGCUUUUAAAAUGUACUUGAUAAUGUACUUUUUAUUUGAGCUCAAGUUGUAUAAAACCAAUAAAUUUGUGUUAGUGUUACUGCAGUAGUAAUCCUAUGCCCACAGUGAUUCCAUGUUAAAUGCAAAGUAGUAUGGCAACUGUUUUCUUAGUUACAGGAGUUUCAAGCUUCACUUUUGUGCAGUAAAAACAAGAGUAGGCUACAGUCUGUGCCACGUUGAUGUACAGUUUCUGAAAUUGUUUUACAAGACUUUGAUAAUAAAACCCUGAAACUUAUGUUCA